Messenger RNA from Verticillium nonalfalfae, 276 nucleotides. RefSeq lists its product as uncharacterized. Bases 1 to 276 code for a protein of 91 amino acids. NCBI's taxonomy places the organism in Eukaryota, Fungi, Ascomycota, Sordariomycetes, Glomerellales, Plectosphaerellaceae. The transcript is spliced from 2 exons. The record is from RefSeq and is a predicted model, not a curated record.
AUGGCGCCCGGGUCUUCAGAUCACCAGUCCUACUACCGCAGUGGCGGCCACACCGCCGCCGCAACACGGCCUGUCGGCGCCGACCCCGACACGUGGAUUCAAGUCACCGAGAUUGAUGACGACGACCUGCAGUUUGGCGGCAAGUCUCUGAGCGAGUGGUACGAGGAGGAGCGUCGCCGUCAGAGCCAUGGCUGCUCGUCUGAUGAAGAGGAACGUGGCCGACAGAGGGUUCGCAAGCACUACCAGCACACCAAGAAGAGCGACAAGAAGCGCUGA